Daphnia pulicaria is the source of this 362-nucleotide messenger RNA. RefSeq lists its product as uncharacterized. Lineage: Eukaryota; Metazoa; Arthropoda; Branchiopoda; Diplostraca; Daphniidae. Bases 9 to 362 code for a protein of 117 amino acids. The record is from RefSeq and is a predicted model, not a curated record. The transcript is spliced from 3 exons.
GGGAGUCAAUGAUAGACUUUUUCUCAACGGAUAACUACGGUAUAGUUCUACGCAAAAUAAUCAGCGUUUUCAAACCCUAUAUUGCAUUGAAAGGGGGCUUGCAGAUGUUCGUGCAAGCUGAACGUGGGGAUUGCCAAUUUCUAAAGAGAUGCGUGCAGCCACUUCUCAGUGCUUCACAGUUACAGACACUGCAGCAUUCCAAAGUGUAUGUAGCGCCACUGCAGGAUGAAACCAUUCCCAUUACAAACGCUCAACAAGCAUCUUACAAUGUCGAAUGCCUCGAAUGCGGAACAACUAUUGAUGCACUGGAGCUGGCGGCUCAUCAUUCUAUAUGUAAAGACAGACUUUACGAGUUAGGAUGA